AUGUUGUCCAUUAACCAACCUCGAAAAUUGUCCACGCACAAGGCAGUGAUACUUGGUGACGGUGGAGUCGGCAAGACUUCCAUUACUACUCAGUUCGUGAGACAGUACUUUGUAGAAACAUAUGACCCUACCGACGACGACAAUUACAGAAAACAAAUCGAAGUAGAUGGCGAACCUUGCUUAGUAGAAGUCUUGGAAGUGGCCAGUUCCGCCGAAUACGAAGCCUUGCGAAGCCUAUGGACCCGAGAGGGCGAAGUGUUCAUGAUUGUUUUCAGCCUGUCGUCCAGGAGUUCAUUCACCAGGGCCAAGAAUUACUAUCAGCAGAUUCAAGAUGUCAAAAAAACAACCGUGCCUCUGAUACUGGUCGGGAACAAAUGCGACCGAGCACCCGAACUGCACGAAGUGUCCCCCCAGGAAGGAGAAUCGCUGGCUCGAGAGUUUGGCUGCACAUUCAUGAUGACAUCUGCCAAAUGCAACAAAAACAUAGACGAGGCAUUUGCUCACUUAAUCAGAUUGAAUGUAAAACAAAGAGAAGAACAGAGGGCGAAAGAGACGGCAGCGGCUAUCACGUCUGAACCACAAGGAAACGAAGUGGAGAAAAAGGGUUGGAAGAAGCGCCUCUCGAGCCUUUUAACGUCGCUCGGCAAAGGCAAUAGAGGUUAA
Messenger RNA from Clonostachys solani, 663 nucleotides. The record is from the annotation of a GenBank genome assembly. Lineage: Eukaryota; Fungi; Ascomycota; Sordariomycetes; Hypocreales; Bionectriaceae.